Messenger RNA from Lentinula edodes (shiitake mushroom), 1661 nucleotides. RefSeq lists its product as uncharacterized. NCBI's taxonomy places the organism in Eukaryota, Fungi, Basidiomycota, Agaricomycetes, Agaricales, Omphalotaceae. The transcript has 8 exons. The coding region runs from base 48 to 1376 and encodes 442 amino acids. Gene Ontology annotation, molecular function: protein binding. The record is from RefSeq and is a predicted model, not a curated record.
CUCGACUGUUCUCAUGUCCCUCAAUUUCCCUGACCAUUGCCGCCAACAUGGGCAAAUUCUACGAUCUGCCCGUCGAAAUAAUUGAAGAGAUUCUCCUCCAAUGUGAUCCAAUAGAAGUAGGCAUCAUUUCAUGCUGUUCUCGAUUGUUCUACGACCUGGUUUACAACUCUCCGGGUGAUUCCUCUCAACAUAUUUGGCGCGCACUCUAUCUUGCGCAACCUUUCGAUGAUCCCACUCGAUGCGUAUCACAGAAUGGGCGGCCUCGCGUAGGGCAGUUUGAUUGGAGAUCAGAAUUACAGGCUAUAAUCCGUGCAAGGACGGUACUAGAGGAUGUAUCGAUAUGCAAACCGCAUGAAAGGAUACAAGUACUGAAGACGCUGUUGAAUAUGGUUUGCUGGGUACCUCCGCUUGGAUCAUAUGGAGACAUCAUCGAGAAUUUAUCCCAGAACUUACUCUGGGUGACCGCCGUCACUCGCGGUGGCGUAUUCCUCGAUCCUGGCAAGAUUGGAUUGCCUUCAGACGAUCCUGAACUAGCAGAGGAAGAAGCACAGCUACGUGCUAGGCUUCAUACAACCAUUGGAUUGACACCCGCAGAUUACAAGCCCGCUUCGCGGCUUGCUGCUCGGGCGUAUAUCUAUAAUAUGCGUCACUAUAAUUGGUCAAACGAAUUUGGACCUUUCCUUCCUUCGAGCACGGAGGGUAGUGGGGUUGGAAAGGUCAAUUGGGUACACAUGAAGCACAUACAUCAUUCAAUGACCAUGCAUAUGCUGGAGUUGGCGGAUGAUGCAGGGUUCGAGGUUGUGAUAUACCCAUUGAGUUUCCCGUAUACGCAAAUCAUUAUUCCAGAAGGAAUAGACUUAGACCAGGAGGAUGAUUGGGCUGGGGUUAAUGGGGUGUGGACUGUUUCGUUCUGUUUCGUGGAUCAUGCGCUUCUACUUCGUUAUAAUAACAUUCCUAACUCGGAGCCUGGUCCAUUCCGCGAAUCGCUUUUAACUGGUCCGGGUUUUCAAGAGAUGUUUCGCUCCAUGAAAGUAAAUUUACAAGUCACUAACGUGAAGGAGGACCCAAAUCAUCCCGGACGACCCCGAAUAUAUUUUCUCGGUGCUAUCACAGAUCCUUCACCUAGCACGUCUACUAUCAACGGCUAUGUUUGUAUGACUGACGACGAUCAGAUUCGAUGGCAUUUUGUCUCGGGAGAACAAGGUCAAGCGAUUUGGAGCUCGGAGGGUGUCCAAGUCGGUGGUAUCCGCUCAUCGUAUGGAGUGUUGGGUUCUUGGACAACAAUAUUCCACGACGACGACGAUCCUGUUGGGCCAUUCUGGCUUCGAAAACCUCCCCAGGAACGAUCUAUGUUCUCUGCAACAUCUUUAACCUGAUCAUAAUCACUUAAGCAAGGGUUUUGCAAUAGUACUUACUGUAAGUUAGUUUUAUUCCAGAUAGACUGCAGCAAUGGGGAACCUGUAGAAAGGAAGAGAACAAGUAGAAGGAUGCAACCCGAGUAAUAACGACUGCCUGUUCUCUCACCUGUUCACUCAGCGGUUAUUUUCCGUAAAGACAAGAACAUAAUAAACAUACAACAAUCUGUACAUCCAAGCUUAUGGACAGCAUGUAGGACUAGAUCAUCCCCCUGAGUUUUCUGCCUAAAUAUGCAUCCUGAUAAU